AUGAUAAAUAUUGAAGGAAGCAGCAAAGAUUUUUCCAACAAUGCAACCCUUGCUAUGGAAAAUAUCUUAGAAAAUAUGUUUUCACUGAUAAAUCCAAAGGGCAAAGAAACAGAAUUCAACUUAUCUGAGACAAAAGACUUGCCUCUUAUAAAUUUCUCCAAAGUCUGGGAAAUUGAUAACUUGUAUCCACUUCAAAAUCAGUCAGUUGACUGUCAUAUCCCAGAUCGAGAAGAGCGGGUUUGUACUCAUACAGAUCGAAAAGUCUACGCUAGAAAUAUGUGCAACCAUUGUUAUAGGACGUUCGGCCAGAAUAAGAUGGCCUGAACUUGUCCUCAUAAAGAUAGGCAGCACUAUGCUAAAGGAAGGUGCCAAUUGUGCUACUUGAAGGAGUAUCACCGUUCAAGAGUUUUCGGAAAAAGAAGGAAAAGCAAAGGUAAAUAUAAAAUAAACUAA
Molecule: messenger RNA, 453 nt
Organism: Blepharisma stoltei
Lineage: Eukaryota; Ciliophora; Heterotrichea; Heterotrichida; Blepharismidae
Source: the annotation of a GenBank genome assembly